AUCUAAAGCAGCACAAUGGUCUGAUGCAGUUGUAGUUCCUGUGUGAGAACUACACUAGUCACUGUGUAAAUCAUGUUUCUUUAACAGAGGUAUUCUCAGGACGGGGUGGGGGGAGGAUGGGUUCAUUGGGUUCAUGUAGUAUUGGACGCCUCCUCCCAAUUCAGGUUGGCUGCUUCCUUGGCUCCCUCGAUGAAGGGGCUAGCUAUUAGGCAAAUAGGUGAUGGAAAAUGGCAUACAAGUGUGCUGUGGAAAUGGCUAUAUAGCUUUACGUUUAUUCGGGACACAGAAACUCGAUCUGCCGAUGACUCCAAUCUAGCUGUCAUUUUUUAGGUCAUUCCAGGCAUCUCGCUAACUUGUUUGUGGCUUCAGACAGAUGUAUGAAUAAGCCCGCUUUAGUCGUCUAUGAGUUGCCUACUGGGAUGGGGAAAUCGCUUUGUCCUGUGCUGUCUAAAAGUGGAAUAUAAAUCAUGAUGGCUGAUGGAUGCUGCAGAGGGAUGGAAAGAGGCAGGGGUAAGAUUACAUCAGAUUCUUUACAGAGAUCCGCAUACACUCAGCAUUAUGUCCAGACCGCAUCACAGCAGGGCAACGACAUCCAAGAGUUAGCCUCCAAACGCGUCGACAUACAGAAGAAACGCUUCUAUCUGGAUGUAAAGCAGAGCGUACGCGGACGGUUCCUCAAAAUAGCCGAGGUGUGGAUUGGAAGAGGCCGUCAUGACAACAUCAGGAAGAGCAAACUGACGCUGUCUAUGUCAAUGGCUCCCACUCUACGCUACUGCCUGGGAGACUUCAUAGAUUAUUAUGCCCGCAUCGGACUUCGGGGCGGCCUGGCGCCUCCGCAGCUCGAGGAGCAAAGCAACAACGGGCAGAGCCGCGCGCACGACUCCCGCAGAAGACCGCAGGAGCAGCAGACGGUGCUGUCUCCCACCGGCUCUGCUGUGUCAGAUGACCAUGCCCACCGCGUCCUUAAGAGCGAAUUUAUCGAGAGGGACAACAGAAAAUACUUUCUGGACCUUAAAGAGAACCAGAGAGGUAGGUUCCUCCGCAUACGACAGACCGUUAGCAAAGGGUACGGUACAAUGGGCUACUACGGCCAAGGCAUCGAGCAGACCAUAGUGCUGCCCGCACAGGGGCUCAUCGAGUUCAGAGACGCGCUGUCACAGCUGAUCGAAGACUACGGCGACGAAGAGAGCGACGAGCGCCGCCGAGUCGGAUCCAGGAAUCACGACGACAACCCCGAACUUCCCGAGGCUGCGUCUUUUCGGGUGGACAACAAGAGGUUUUACUUUGACGUUGGUUCAAACCGAUAUGGUAUCUUUUUAAAAAUCAGCGAGGUUCGACAGCCCUAUAGAAAUACCAUCACGGUUCCCCUUAAAGCCUGGGCCAGAUUUGGAGAAAAUUUCAUCAGGUACGAAGAGGAGAUGCGACGGAUUUUCUCGUGUCACAAAGAGAAGAGGACAGACGCUCGACAUGGUAGUGAGGAGCAGGAGGACUGACCUUGGCAGUAAGCUGUGUCUGUGCUUUGACAUGUAGGCCAUUUUUUAGAUUCUGUUAAUGAAGAAAAUGUCCAGGCCUGACAGUAACCAAGAAAUGAUGUGGGUCUACUGCUUUUAAUACGCCAAGAAACCAUUGAUUCACAGCCCAGUACCUACAUUUGUUUCUAUGAAAAAAGUCAGCUAUUUAUUUUCCUUGCCAUCCUUUUCUCAUCGCGAUUUAAGGCACUUUUUCUUCCCAACCAGAGCCAGGUCUUGUCCCCUAUCUGGGUAUUUAGGGCCCCAGGUACCCCCCUCUUUCUUUCUUUCUUUUUUUUCAAUUAGGAGUGCACUGUAAAUUACAGUGUUGUUUAAUUAAGCGUGAUACUGAAAGAUAAAAACUAGUGGUAUUUAGAAUGUAGUACAACCCAAGAAGCCUCUUUUUUAUUUUAAAAUAUUUAUUUUAGUUUGUCCCCAAAGCAUAUUGGUGAACAAUUUUAUGAUGCCUAAAACACUUAAAGCAGAAAAAAAACCUUGAAUUUACAAUGAACAACUACAAUGAAUUAAUGUGAUGUGUUCCCUAUAGUUUUCAUGCCUGCUACCCAUUAAGUCCCAAACAGAUAUUUACUGUUAAGUGCAGAUACUGGCUGUGACCCCUGCAGAGAUAGAAAAAGCAGACAAGGUAUAGUAACUAGAAAGUGCUAAAACUGCUAUGAUAAUAAAAAUAAUAAUAAUACUGCAGGACACAUGCACAGUAAAUGUUACAAUGUAGAGGUUAGGCUUUUACACCAGUAAUAACUCUGUGGCAAAUAUGAAUGCAGGCUUCUUCAGUCAUUUCAAUGACCCUUUUCCUGCAGUGCUGUUGGAAAAUCAAAUAUGUGCCAAACAGGCAGAACAUGUAAAAUGUAGCAACACGCUGAUUUUCUCCUUAUUUUGGCAGCAAAUGAAAGCUGUAGUCUUGUAGAGUCUAGCAUAGGAAGUUCUAUGUGGUGGUGUUUGAAAGCUGUCAGAUUUCAGAUUUUCUUGGUAUUUCAUCGUUCAUUUCCUGUGGCAACAAAACCAACAUAGCCCCACAACGCUGUUCUGCCAUAGUGGUGUUGUCAGUGUGAAGGCAUCACAUUAAAAUUGUUAGCAAAAGUGAAUCAAGAAAUUCAAUUCAAUUUAAUUCACAACAAAAGUUAUCUUGUGACACUUUCCAAUUAGAGCAGAUCUAGACCAAACUCUUUAAUUAAAAUGUAAUAUAGAGAACCCAAAUGACAAGUAAAAUGCUACUCCUGAUUGCUGUAGCCAACACAGGCAGUCAGUCCACAAACACAGGACUGUGUUUUCCACUGACCUGAGACACAUUCUGAUACUAAUAUUUGAUUUGUUAGUUGUCCUACUGCCUCAAACAGUUGAAGAAGAAUGGGAUUGAAUUGAUGUAUGAAUAUAUCUUUGAAAAGAUGUCCCUCCUCAUCAUCCAAAAACACUGUCAAGACAGGGACAAAGGAAACUGACUGUGACUGCUGUCUGACAAAAAUGUGUAGAUCUUGUUAUUCUUAAGGAUAAGUGUGUUGCUGUAGUUACAUUAGUUAUACUAUAGGGUGAUUAUAGCCUGCAGCUCAGAAUGACACUUUAUUUGCUGAAGGAAAGGUAUUUUACAUGUGUUCUGCUGAGCACAAGAGAUAACUAUGUGCAGCUUGUCUUCACUGGCACACAGUGGCACAGUGGUGUUUGACAGAGUUCACACGGCUAAACACAAUCGUGAAAGAAAAUAGAUCUGAAGUGUAAAAGAUUAUGCUAGCGUAGACAGCUGUGUAUGUGUUCCCUCAGAUGAACUUCACAAAGGUGAUUAAAAUGUGCUUCUGAAACAAAUGCAGCCUAGACAUACAGGCUCUGCAUGGAAACCUGGAAGAACAUGGCUCUACUUCUCAAUUUGCUCAGCUUUCUUCACCGCUUUUUUAACAGUUCUCAUCAUUAUCAGUAUCAUAAUUCUCCAUUAACUGUGAAGGAGCCCGGUGGUUUCCAAACUUCUUGACCACUUAGAACAAAACAGUGUGUUUGAGUUGUGUUCACCAAAGACAAAUCUCCUUCUCAGAUUAUUUGAAGAAUAUUUUUGUCCAAUCUGGAACUAAAACUUUUCAGUAAAAAGCAAAAAUUAGAGCAAGGUCUGAUACUGAUCCAAUAUUGUUUCUGUGUUUCUAUCCUGUUAAACUUCUUGUUUGUCCAGACACUUAUUUUGCAACCUCUUAGGAUCCUGGCAGGCAGGUUGUGAACCCGCUAAUGUAAACAGACCCCGAACCAGUUUUGUAGUGUGCUUGUGUAUAGUGACGCCUUGACAAACUAUGUUUUUAAUUAUAUUUUUUAUCAUUUACCACAUGCCCUUUCAAAACUACAUAAUGAUAAUAUUUGAAAUGAGGCGUCAAAAUUAGUAACUUCCUUAUGUUAGCUCCAAAGCUUCUACUGCAUAAUAUGCAGGAAAGUGAUUUUGAAAUAUGUGGUGCUAUAGAGACAUAAUAACACAUUUUCUGUUUGUCGCAUAAAGCUGUUAAUUCUCCAUGGAAUGGAUCUACAGUUCUUUGUGUUUUCAACAUGACAUAAACAGACUGAUGAAAGUAGAAAGCAAACUUGUUACCUUGAUGUCAGUGAACGCCUCAGUGCACAUUGGUACACUGGCUAGAUAAAUGAAUGGUAAUAUAGAAAGGGCUAAACAUCCUGCUCAAUCAAGCCUUAAAACAUCUUUGUACCAAUGUGAUCACUUUGCAGAGCCGUAUAUUUCACCUUUCCUUAGUGUUUACUGAUAAGAAAGUGAUGAAGUUGUCUUGUAGUGUUUAUGUGUUACUUGUGUGUUCUAUUUGGCUGUUAAUCCUAAAACUCCAAGAAGUGCUGCUUCUCAUGAGAGCUUGAAUGGCCAUACAUUGAGUUCUGUGUAUGCUGUGUGGCCUGCAUGAAAGAAGCGCUGUCACUAUCGACAAAGAGCCCGAUUUAGACAUUGCAGUUGUUCUGCUCUGCUGAUUCCAAACCUUAGGGUAAGUUCAAGGUGAGUCAAGGUCUUCUGUAAGAUCAGACACUGAGGUGGCAAACAUAAAGGGGUCAUAACCUUUUUCUGAUGUAAUUUUAUUAAAUAACACGCACAGCAAAAAAUCUAUAACUAUAUUGUUAUAAUUUCCCUUCGGGGAUAAAUAAAGGAAUUCUGAUUCUGAUUAUUAAACAUUAAAUAUAUAAUUAAAACGUAUGCUUGUGAUUGUGCAACAUAGUUAUCGUAGUAGAUGUUCUCUUGUUUUAUCAGUACUUUCAUGUGUCGGUCAAUGUGUCAGUAAGAUCACAAUGACGCCAUAUAAGCCAAGUCUAAAUCUCUCUUUCUGUCAUAAAGAGAUGUUGGUCUCUGUCUGUGUGAGAUACCAACUAACGUGCUGUAACCACUGUGAAAAGACAUAGGAACAUAGUAUUUUAUUUCUCUUGUUCAAUGCUUUGUUCUUGUUCUUUCAUUGUGUAGCUCACUGGACAGCUGCUCUCUCUCUAUCCUACAUUUCAAUUAGUUGAAAAGCAGUGAAAUUAAAACUAAUUAAACAAAACAAAGGUGAAUCUACUAAAAUACAUUAAAAAGUGGAAAUUAGAAAUAAAGACAUGGUUCAAAAAAGCUGUGAUUCUCUCUGCAGUUGGGGUUACUAAAGGUUACAUUAUUUUAGAAUUAAUAUUAUGUAUUAAAUAUAGUUUCCAUUGCACUAAAGAAUCCAAAGAAAGUACAACAGCAGCUGAUGGUGUGGUAUGAAGGAGGAUGUUGAAACCUCUGUCACUGAGGUGUGUUAUUUUUUAAACUGUAUAUUAAAAGUCAGACUGCCUCCACCAUCCUGCACUCAUGCGUGCUGUGUACAGGUGUCUGAGCUCUGGUGCCUGCUGCACUUUUUAUAGGCGCACAUUUGCAUGCAAAGGCCACGUUUUCUCAUCUGGCCUUAAACACACUGUAUCUGGUACAGUGCUUUUGUAAUACAGCCAUUUCUUUCAGACAAUAUAACUAAACUAUGGCCAGGGAAAACACUUGUUUCUAAUAGCGGGGCUGGUGAAAAGUAAUUUAAAAAUUAUUCUGAAAGCAUGCUAGGUGUAUUAAACUACAAGUAACCAUAUUAACAAUACUUAUGACAU
Molecule: messenger RNA, 5591 nt
Organism: Scatophagus argus
Lineage: Eukaryota; Metazoa; Chordata; Actinopteri; Scatophagidae
Gene: purg
Product: purine-rich element binding protein G
Exons: 1
Coding region: 468-1493 (341 amino acids)
Biological process (GO): regulation of transcription by RNA polymerase II
Cellular component (GO): nucleus
Molecular function (GO): RNA polymerase II transcription regulatory region sequence-specific DNA binding; DNA-binding transcription factor activity, RNA polymerase II-specific; purine-rich negative regulatory element binding
Source: RefSeq, a predicted model, not a curated record